AUGGCGGUCCCCGCACUCGCCUUCCCCAUGUUCCUGGCUGCCUCCCUGCUCACCGUCGCCGCUCCUGUGCUGGCUCGGAGCCCAUCUUGCCCUGAUGGUUGGCAAGCGGGCCCUGUUCAGAACAAAUGCUUCAUGUACAUAUCAACCUCCCUUUCUUGGGAUAGAUCCAAGGCUCUCUGCCAUAACUACAGCGGGCAUCUGGCUGCAUUAUCAUCAGUCCAGGAGCUAAACUUUGUGAAGUCUCUCUGUGGAUCAUCGUCCUCAGGAUGCUGGGUUGGAGGGCAUCACUACAACACCAAUACUGGUAAUGGUUGGAAAUGGUCUGAUGAUUCCUCUGUUUGGAACGAGACUGUCUUUCUUGGUGAGCCAUUGCGUGCCAACUGCAGUUAUCCUGCAUGCGAAGUAGCCACCAGCAAUGAUUUGUGUACUUUGGUGACCAGUGGUCGGGCUUCAAUUAUUAUUACUGAAAAAAGGUGCAGCGAGUCCCAUGGUCUGAUCUGCAUGAUGAAUCACGUGGACAGAUGCUACCAUGAUCACUGCCACAAGGAGUAUUUCAUCGCCAUUAUUGCUGUGAGUGGUUUCAUUCUGGCAACCACUCUAGCCGUUGUGGUUUGGCUGCUUGUCUACAGGCGAAGCAAGAAAAGAAGAAGAUCGCGAGAAGUGUUAAGUGCUUCAGCUGCCGCAUUGGUGGCACCACAAUGGAAAGUUUUCACUAGUGAAGAACUUAGAUCAAUCGCAAAGAACUUCAGCGAGGGAAACAGGCUUCCUGGUAACGCAAAGACAGGCGGAACCUAUAGUGGAAUCUUACCAGAUGGAUCCAAAGUAGCAAUCAAGAGACUUAAGAGAUCCAGCCUGCAAAGGAAAAAGGACUUCUACUCUGAGAUUCGGAGAGUUGCAAAGCUGUAUCAUCCUAAUUUGGUGGCUGUAAAAGGAUGUUGUUAUGAUCAUGAUUCUUGCACGACAAGGAACGAGUUGACAACAAAGAGCGGCGUCUACAGCUUUGGUGUGCUUCUCCUAGAAAUUAUCAGCGGUCGUCGCCCUGCACAGUCAGUUGAGUCUGUUGGGUGGCAGACCAUAUUUGAAUGGGCAACUCCUCUAGUGCAGUCUCACCGCUAUCUUGAUCUGCUAGAUCCACAUCCAGGAAUUGCGGAUACAGGAGUUAUCCAGAAGGUUGUCGAUCUUGUCUACUCCUGCACCCAACAUGUUCCUUCAGUGCGCCAAAGGAUGUCGCAUGUUGUGCAUCAACUACAGCAGCUUGAACUGAAGUCUGCAGCGUCUGAGCAGCAGCUAAGGAAGCGGGACAAGCACCAGCGCAACAUCUCCAAUGUUGCCAUUGGAGGUCCGGACUCCGCGCUGAAAUCCACUGCCAGAAAUUGA
Molecule: messenger RNA, 1377 nt
Organism: Miscanthus lutarioriparius
Lineage: Eukaryota; Viridiplantae; Streptophyta; Magnoliopsida; Poales; Poaceae
Source: the annotation of a GenBank genome assembly